UCUCCCUCCCGUCCGCCCCCUCCUGUCCCGUCCCGCCCCCAGCGCCCCUCAGCCGCCGGACGCGCCAUUCGGCCGGCUGCAGCCGCAUCGCUGGCCCUCCGCCCGCCCAGCCCCGCUCGUACCAUGUCUUCCGAGGUGGCGCGGCACCUGCUCUUUCAGUCUCACAUGGCAACAAAAACAGCGCAUAUGUCCACACAAGUAUUUGACAAUGAAGAGAAACAAAAAAAAGAAAAUCCUCGUUCUUUAGCCAUGUCUGGCCAUGUUGGUUUUGAGAGUCUGCCUGAUCAGCUGGUCAACAGAUCAAUUCAGCAAGGCUUCUGCUUUAAUAUUCUCUGCGUGGGGGAGACUGGAAUUGGAAAAUCAACGCUGAUUGACACACUAUUUAAUACGAAUUUUGAAGACCAUGAAUCCUCACAUUUUUACCCACAUGUUAGACUUAAAGCACAGACAUAUGAACUCCAGGAAAGUAACGUUCGAUUGAAAUUGACCAUCGUGAAUACAGUGGGAUUUGGUGACCAAAUAAACAAAGAAGAGAGCUACCAACCAAUUGUUGACUACAUCGACGCUCAGUUUGAGGCCUAUCUCCAAGAAGAGCUGAAAAUCAAACGCUCCCUCUUUAACUACCACGACUCUCGCAUCCACGUGUGCCUCUACUUCAUCUCCCCGACAGGCCACUCUCUGAAGACACUGGAUCUCUUGACCAUGAAAAGCCUGGACAGCAAGGUGAACAUUAUACCAGUGAUUGCCAAAGCAGAUGCAAUUUCUAAAACUGAAUUACAGAAGUUUAAGAUCAAGCUCAUGAGUGAAUUGGUCAGCAAUGGUGUUCAGAUAUACCAGUUCCCAACAGAUGAUGAAACUAUUGCUAAAGUCAAUGCUUCAAUGAAUGGACACUUGCCGUUUGCUGUGGUAGGAAGUAUGGAUGAGGUGAAAGUUGGAAAUAAGAUGGUCAAAGCUCGCCAGUACCCUUGGGGCAUCGUACAAGUGGAAAAUGAAAACCACUGCGACUUUGUCAAGCUCCGGGAGAUGCUCAUUUGUACGAACAUGGAGGAUCUGCGAGAUGAGACGCACACGAGGCAUUACGAGCUGUACCGGCGCCGCAAACUGGAGGAGAUGGGCCUCACAGACACGGGCCCAGAGAACAAGCCGCUCAGUCUUCAGGAGACCUACGAAGCCAAAAGACACGAAUUUUAUGGUGAACGUCAGAGGAAGGAGGAAGAAAUGAAGCAGUUGUUUGUGCAGCGUGUGAAGGAGAAAGAAGCCGUAUUGAAAGAAGCUGAGAGAGAGCUCCAGGCCAAGUUUGAGCACCUUAAGAGAGUACACCAAGAGGAGAAGCUGAGGCUUGAGGAGAAGAGAAGACUUCUGGAAGAAGAAAUAAUCGCCUUCUCUAAGAAGAAAGCUACCUCCGAGAUAUACCAAAGCCAGCCCUUUAUGACCCAGGGUGGUAACGUGCGGAAGGACAAGGACCGCAAGAACUCCAAUUUUAUGUAAAACAAAGGUUCCACAUCACAGAAGAUCAUCACAAGCAAAGUUAUUAAACUGUGAGAAGUA
Molecule: messenger RNA, 1548 nt
Organism: Lagenorhynchus albirostris (white-beaked dolphin)
Lineage: Eukaryota; Metazoa; Chordata; Mammalia; Artiodactyla; Delphinidae
Gene: SEPTIN10
Product: septin 10
Exons: 11
Coding region: 124-1488 (454 amino acids)
Biological process (GO): cytoskeleton-dependent cytokinesis
Cellular component (GO): cell division site; septin complex; septin ring
Molecular function (GO): GTPase activity; molecular adaptor activity; GTP binding
Source: RefSeq, a predicted model, not a curated record